Phyllostomus hastatus (greater spear-nosed bat) is the source of this 2762-nucleotide messenger RNA. RefSeq names its product leukocyte receptor cluster member 9 (gene LENG9). The record is from RefSeq and is a predicted model, not a curated record. Gene Ontology annotation, molecular function: metal ion binding. Lineage: Eukaryota; Metazoa; Chordata; Mammalia; Chiroptera; Phyllostomidae. The transcript has a single exon. Bases 837 to 2396 code for a protein of 519 amino acids.
CGGUGGGAAAGGGGAGUGAUGGAGUUCUGGUCCCCCAGGAGACUGAACCAACCACGUCUGAUGGUGGGCGUAGAGUGGCACAGGCGGGCCCUUCAGAAAAGCCCGGGGCAUGGCCAGGCGGAGCCCCUCCCAGAGGCGGGGUCCUGGCGUGGCUAAUUCCACAGCCUUAUUCAUUCAUCCUGUUGACUGAGUACCGCUGCGGGCGGGGUGGUGGCCUGCUUCACUCCCUUACCCUGGCGAGCCGCACAGGAAAGUUGCCGGGAAGAGGCGUGGUCCCUUGCAGGAGGGCCCCCUGUCCCCCAAAGGUGCGCUGGCUCGAAUGCUAGGGCGGCAGGGGCGUCAAGUUUGAGCUACGAAGUUCCUAUUGAGCCUUCAGAAGUCUGGUUGUCCCCUGCGUCUGAAGAGGGCGCAAUCCAGAGGGGCGUGGCAGCACAUGCAAAUUGCAAGGCGGGGGCGGGACCAGCCCAGUGACAUCUGCCCGGAAAGAGGCGGGGCUUCACACGCAAAUCACUAGAUGGGGCGGGGUCAGACUUACUAAGGACUCAAAGGAGCCGCACUGGUAAAUGAUUAGCUGGGAUGGGAGCCAGGCUCGCUAGGAGCCCAGGGAGGGCGGUGCUGUACGCGUCAAUCUUUUGGACAGGGGGUGGGACCACACUCAUAAACCCUACUCUGUGGAGGGGGCAGGAACAGGAUUCCCCAGGACACUGUGGAGGGCGAGGCACUUGGCCGGAAGUCAGAGUCCCAGUCCCUGAGUGUGUGUGGGCGUGCUUCCCGGGCCACGGUGUGCUCAGAGCGACCGCUGGCAACGCCACAAUCCGCUCACCGUCCUGGUGUCUAUGGAGGAGGCAGGAGAGCCCGAGUCGCCCCCCGAGGCCCCCACCACGGAGCCCCCUCCGCCACAGGCCUGCCGCUUCUUCCUGGAGGGCCGCUGCCGCUUCGGCGCCCGCUGUCGCCAGCCCCACCCCGGGGCCACGGCCCCUGCGCGGCCUAGCUGCGAGGCGGAGGCGGAGGCGGAGGCUGGGAUCAAAAAGCCCCCGCUGCGCACUGCCUCGGACGUCAUCCAGCGCAUCCGCUGGGACCCGCGCCUAGACCCUGCUGACUUCUCGGUGGGCUACGCCGACCGCUUCCUGGGAGUGCUGGAGGAGCCCUUCAACUCCUUCUGCUGGGACGAGCCGCUGGCGGCACUCGGUCCCGGAUCGCUGGCCGUACCGCAGCACCGCGUACGUUAUUUCCGCUUCCGUGGCCGCAUCGUGUGGGACCGCGCCUCGCGUACUGAUCACGUCUUCGGCUCCGGCUCGGCGGAGGGCCGUGGGCCCACCAUCCUGGAUGCACUGGACGUGCUUGAGGAUGGAGAGGCACACGAGGCCGGAGAUGUGCUCGGUGAUGAGGACGCGCACGAGGCCGGAAAUGUACACAGCAGCAGGGACUCACUCAGGGAUGGAGAUGCGCAGGACGACGCACACAGGACCCGGAAAAGGCAUGAGGUCGACGUGUCUGGGGCCAGGGAGGCACAGGACUGUGUAGCGGCCCCCUAUGCUGGCGCCGCCCCAGCAGGAGGAUGCAGAGAGACGGCCAGGACGGGCCCCACUGAGGGGGACCUGGUGCUGGCAGGGGUGUCUAUGGAUGCUCAGAAGCUGGUUGGAGCCAGAAGCCAGGCUUCCCCAAGGAUGGAGCCCAGAAAGGUGCAGAAGCCGACUGCCAAAGACAGGACCCGAGAGAAACAGCCCCCCACAGGAGACCUCCCUCAGACGCAGGAGAGGUGUCAAGUGGAAUGGGGCCCUGGGACCUGGCCCAAAGACAGCAGGGAGGCCACAGUGGCCAGGGCCCUGGCCCCUCGGCAGCUUCGCCCCACGCACUUUGUGGCCCUCAUGGUGACAGACCCCGGGUUGCAAGCAGGGGUGGCUGAGGCCCAGGAAGAACUGGUCCGAAGGAUGCCGUCCUGUGCUGCUUUCAUGGUGCCCCCUCAGACUCUGCACCUGACGCUGGCCCUGCUGAGGCUGGCAGGCCCUGGGGACACUGCGGCCGCUCUCAGAGCACUCAGGCAUGCGCUCUCAGCCCCAGGACUCCAGGCACCCCCGCAGCUGAGGUUCAGGCAGCUGGUGCUCCUGGGCCCCCAUGUGCUCUGUGCUCUGCCCUCCCCCUCCCUAGAAAACAUGGCCCAAGUGCUGAACCAGAGGCUGGAGGCCGAGGGGCUCAGAGUGCUACAGCCUCCCGGGGGCCUGCACCCCCACCUCACGCUGGCCAAGGUACCCCAGGGCUCCCAGGACCACCUCCCCACACCUGGGUUCAGCCCAGAGCAGGAGCUGGGGAGCCAGCUCCUGAGCCAGCUCUGGCUGUGCUGUAUGGGGAGGGCAGGGGGCACCUACCAGCCCCUGGCUGAGGUGCCCCUGCAGUGACCGUCCCAGACCCCUCAGGCUGACAAGUAGACCUCAGCCCUGAACACCAGAGGAGAUCCAGUCCCAGCAGGAGAGACAAAGCACGUUCUCUCUCUCUCUCUCUUUAAUUUUGGUUUUGCUCAAGCUUCCAAAUGUGCUCAGUGCUCCAAGGAAAGAAUGAAGGAGAGAAAGGGGAGGGGAAAGGAAAGGGAAGGGAGGCAGAGGAGGAACAUCUGGAAGAAAAGCAGCCUGACAGUCCAGCUGUUUGCAACUCACUGCACGUCCUCCAGUUACAUGGCAGAAGAGGGAGGGGAGGGCGAAAAGAAAAGGGGAGGAAGAGGAAAAAAAAUAACUUAAAUAAACACACACAAAAAGAAAAGAAGGAAA